AUGAGAGCCAGCUGGAUGAAAGUUUUGCUUAUGAUCUUCAUUGUGGCCUCUGUGUCAUUAUACUUCUGCUCCAUUAAGAAGGAGAUCCACACCCAUUCGGAGAGACUGCAGAGGACUCACCACAAUGACUCCAUCAGGAGCCAGGGAAUGGGCAAUAGGAUGGAAAAGAUGGAAGCAGACAUCAACAAACUGCUCAGUUUGAUGAAUAAACUUGAAAAGAGGGAACCAGUGCCUGAGAGGAGGGAAGAGGUGAAGGAUGAGAGGAAGGUGGUGAAGAAGCUGUACCCGUACUCUGGUCUGUUCAAGAGGUGGGGUGAUGAUCUAUCAGAGGAGGAGCAGAAGGAAGCCGAACAGUUGUUUCACAGAUAUGGAUACAACGCCUUCCUCAGUGAUAGGUUGCCCCUCAACAGAGAGAUUCCUGACACCAGGCCUCCCAAGUGUGCUCAGAAAACGUAUCCAGAGGAUCUGCCGACCAUCACUGUUGUGUUAAUCUAUUUGGAUGAAGCUCUUUCAAUCAUCAAGAGGGCCAUACGCAGCAUUGUGGACAAGACUCCGGCUCGGCUGCUGCAAGAAAUCAUCCUGGUGGAUGAUCACAGCAGCAAUGAGGACUUAAUGGAGCAACUGGAUGAGUACAUCAACUUUAUCCACGAGGACCGCCCAGGCCUGGUGAAGAAGGUGCGGCACUCUGAGCAGCUCGGCCUCACCCAGGCCAGACUGUCAGGUUGGAAGGCAGCUGUAGGAGACGUGAUUGCCAUCUUGGACGCUCACAUAGAGGUCCAUGUACAGUGGGCAGAGCCAUUACUAGCUCGGAUUAAGGAGGACCGCACUGUGAUACUGACGCCUGUUUUUGACAAAGUCAAUUACGAUGACCUGACACUGACUCCCUAUGGUUCUGCGGCCCAUGGUUUUGACUGGGCUCUCUGGUGCAUGUAUGAGUCCUUCGGACCCGAGUGGUACACCCUAAAAGAUGAGUCGCAGCCUGGCAAGAGCCCCUCAGUGAUGGGGAUACUUGUAGCUGAUCGCAAGUUCUUUGGAGAGAUCGGAAGCCUUGAUGGUGGAAUGAAAAUAUACGGCGGGGAAAAUGUGGAGCUAGGCAUCCGGGUGUGGCUAUGUGGAGGAAGCAUUGAAAUUAUACCUUGCUCUAAAAUUGCCCACAUUGAACGAGCAUCGAAGCCUUACCUCCCAGACCUGAGUGUCAUGAUGAAGCGUAAUGCACUGAGGGUAGCAGAGGUGUGGCUGGAUGAAUAUAAACACAAUGUCAACAUUGCAUGGAACCUUCCACUUGAGAAUCAUGGGAUCGACUUCGGGGAUGUGUCAGAGAGAAAGAAGCUCAGGCAGAGGCUAAACUGUAAGCCCUUUAAGUGGUAUUUAGAUAAUGUUUACCCCAUGCUGGACCCCCUGCAUGACCUACUUGGCUAUGGAGCUCUGAUAAAUGAUCUGACCCCAGAGCUCUGUAUUGACCAAGGCCCGACGAGUGGGAACACACCCAUUUUAUAUGGAUGCCACUUCUUUAUAACUCAACACUGUUUUUAUCGCACUGAUGGACAACUCUACAUUGGCGGGAUCAAAUCUCACAAGUACAACAACAAUCGCUGCCUGGUGGACCCUUUCAGUGGAAUCUACCCGGGACUGUACGACUGCAAAAUGGCCGAGCAGAAAAACUUUCACAUGCAGUGGGAUUUUAAACAGGGAGGACCCAUCCAGAACAGAAAAACAAAGCGAUGUCUGGAAGUUGCGAAGGAUGAAGUCGGCUUCUACAAACUUGUCAUCCAGCAGUGCAGCGGUCAGAGCUGGAAUAUACAAAAUGUAAUCAAAGAGCAGUAGGAGACUGCUGGGCAGGUCUCAGAAGAUUAUCAGAAGAGUAAUGAGUCAGCUCAAAAAUUGAGAGAAAAGUUGAAAGUUGUUGUUCUUUACAGCACCAACUUAAAAAAAUAAAAUACAGCACUUUUAAACUUGCAAGUCAUGCACUGAAGACACACACACACAAUGUCUAUCGAGACACACACACAGUGUAUCACAAAGGUGAGUAAACCCCUCACGUCUGCAUCUAUUUAAGUAUAUCUUUUCAGGGGACAACACUGCACUUUCACCUCUGCACCACCCAUUAAGCAGUUAAAUAAGAAGUAUUAGCUGCAAAAGAAGUAUUAGAGAUCCAACCAGUCAUGGCAGAUGGCUGCCCCUUCCUAAGCCUGGUUCUGCCAGAGGUUUGUUCCUGUUAAAAAAAGGAGUUUUUCCUCCCCACUGUCACCAAGUGCUUGCUCAUAGGGGGUCGUCUGAUUGUUGGGUUUUCUCUCUAACAAUGUAGGGUAUUUACCAUGUGAUCAACAUCCACUUCAUUUAACCUACUCUUUCAAUUAGCAGUCAUAAUUUAGAAUUCUUUAGAAUUCCAAAUAAAUAAGUGGAAGGAUUUUAUUAUUCAUGUAUCCAUCCAUCCAUAGAUGAAUUAUGACCAUAACUGUAAAA
This is a messenger RNA of Archocentrus centrarchus (flier cichlid), 2463 nucleotides long. RefSeq names its product probable polypeptide N-acetylgalactosaminyltransferase 8. Gene Ontology annotation, cellular component: Golgi apparatus. NCBI's taxonomy places the organism in Eukaryota, Metazoa, Chordata, Actinopteri, Cichliformes, Cichlidae. Gene Ontology annotation, biological process: protein O-linked glycosylation. The record is from RefSeq and is a predicted model, not a curated record. The transcript is spliced from 11 exons. The coding region runs from base 1 to 1824 and encodes 607 amino acids. Gene Ontology annotation, molecular function: polypeptide N-acetylgalactosaminyltransferase activity.